Lachancea nothofagi CBS 11611 is the source of this 600-nucleotide messenger RNA. Lineage: Eukaryota; Fungi; Ascomycota; Saccharomycetes; Saccharomycetales; Saccharomycetaceae. The record is from the annotation of a GenBank genome assembly.
AUGUGCUAUCGGAUAUCUAUCGUCGAUGAGGUGUAUGUGAAAAAUUCCACUAUCGCGAAAGAAAUUCGCUAUCUAAAACUGUAUCUCGAAGGCCCGUGUCCAAGGCCCAGUCCAAGGCUAAUCUCAAGCCUAUCUAAUGUCCUAUCCGGAGCUCAGGUCCGGAGCUCACAUCGUAGCCGUCUCGAAACCGGCGCCAGCUCUAUUUCAGCUCGCUUCAAACGGCGCGCAUCGGGCAAGCCAGCAGUAGCCUCUCUGCGACCACCGUGCGUCCUCAAGCGACCAGCCCACCACGUUAGCUACUACCGACGCAGCUGUGCCUCAAUGAUAGUACUCUCGUUCAGUGAGUAUUGUUUGACAACACACUCCUCCGUAUGCUGCUCUUCGCUAGAAAUAUUAUCACGCAUUGACUCUUCGCAAGGCGACACAUUGGUAUAUAGUGACGACAUCACACGGCCGAUUCAAGCCAUAGGCGCAGCUGGUAAGCACAGACACGGUGGUGAUUGUACUGUCAAACUUAUAACACAAAAAUUAUUACAGCGCCAAUGCUCGACACUACCUGGCCGAUGGCUCAAUAUGUUCUUUCUCUUCAUUCUGCAUUGA